GGAGGGGGGCGAAGGUCUUCUCCCAGCGAGGGCGACCGUGGGCUGCGUGACGCGCGGUGCGCCGCCCGGGCUUCACGCGGGCGGACAGACGGGAGACGCGGGGACGGGAGAGACGGCGGCGGGGGAGACGCGGGGAGGACCGGAGGCAGAGACAGGAGGAGGAGGAGCGGGCAGGGCUUGGCCAGAGAGGCAGCAGCUGUCACUACCCGUCCGCGCUCCCUCCCAUUGACGCGGAGCCAUUGUACGCGGCGUCCCCCCGACGGCACUGAAGCGGCGAGGAUGGCGACUCCCGAGGGGAUCCGCAUGCCGGACGGGCACUAUGCGGACGGCACGUGGGAGCUCCACGUGCUCGUCACGGACCUGGCGCAGAGGCUGGUGCUGCGAGUCACGGGCGAGCUGCACGUGGGCGGACUCAUGCUGCGCCUCGUGGAGAUGCUAGAGGUGAAGCAGGACUGGUCAGACCACGCGCUGUGGUGGGAGCGUCGCAAGCUUUGGCUGCUCAAGACGCCGUGGACGCUGGACAAGUACGGCGUGCAGGCCGAUGCGCAGCUACUCUUCACCCCGCGGCACAAGCUGCUGCGCCUGCAGCUGCCCAACGCCCGUGUCGUGCGCGUGAGGGCCAACUUCUCCGACCCCGUCUUCAAGGCGGUGUUCGAUAUCUGCAGGACCUUCAAUAUCCGGCACCCGGAGGAGCUGUCCCUCCUCCAGAAGAUGUCCGACACGGCCAAAAAGAAGAAGAAGAAAGCAGACGAGAACAACGCUGAGGAUGAGGUGGAUGCACCGCUCAUCACUCCGUCUGCCUCACAACGCGGUUCGUACCUCAGCCCCGGGCUCUACGGCCACGCGUUGACGACGCCCACGUACGACGUGCGCGACGGGAGCCCCGUGUCCCCCACGUGGGUCGGGGACUCCCCUCUCGGGGAGCGCGACCCGGCCUCGCUCGGCACCGCCCUGCCCAGCCCCGCGCCCGACGCCCUCGCCCGCAUGUACCGCCCGCUCACCCUCGCGGACAAGGCGCGCACGAACGCAGGGUGGCUGGACUCGUCCGCUUCCCUCAUGGAGCAGGGAGUGAAGGAGAACGAAGUCCUGCAGCUGCGCUUCAAGUUCUACAGUUUCUUCGACCUCAACCCCAAGUACGAUGCGAUCCGCAUCAACCAGCUGUACGAGCAAGCCAAGUGGGCGAUCCUCCUGGAGGAGGUGGAGUGCACCGACGAGGAGAUGAUGAUGUUCGCCGCGCUGCAGUACCACGUGAACCAGCUGUCGGUGGGAGCCGAGGGGCGGGCGGGCCCGCGGGAGAGCGCCGUCGACGAGGUGGACGCCGCGCUCAAUGACCUGGAGCUCACGCUGGAGGGCACCGGCGCCCCGGCCGGCCAGCGCGACAUCACCCGCAUCCCCGAGCUGGCAGACUUCCUGAAGGUGUUCCGGCCCAAGAAGCUGACGCUGAAGGGACACAAGACCUACUGGGUGGUGUUCAAGGACACCUGCGUGUCGUGCUACCGCACCAAAGACGACCCGCAUCCCGCUCAGCAGAUGAACCUCCGAGGCUGCGAGGUGGUGCCGGACGUCAACAUUUCGGCGCAGAAAUUUAACAUCAAGCUGCUGGUGCCUACGCCGGAGGGCAUGACGGAGGUGUGGCUGCGAUGUGAGAACGAGAAGCAGUACGCGGCGUGGAUGGCGGCGUGCCGGCUGGCCUCCAAGGGCAAGACCAUGGCGGACAGCUCCUACAACGCGGAGGUGGCCAGCAUCCUCUCCUUCUUGCGGAUGCAGGUCGUGAGCGGGGACCCGGCGCCACUGCUCGCGCAGGGAUCGGCCGACUUCAACCCCGAGUCGCUCAUCUCUCCCCGCUGCCUCAAGAAGCACAAGGCCAAGCAGCCUGGAACGGUGAGGGACGUGCUGACGGCGCGGGUGCUGGAGGCUCAUCAGAACGUGUCGCACAUGAGCCUCGUCGAAGCGAAGAUGCGCUUCAUCCAAGCGUGGCAGUCACUGCCGGAAUACGGCCUCACGCACUUCCUCAUCCGGGUGCGCGGUAGCCGCCGGGACGAGCUGCUGGGCGUGGCCUACAACCGCCUGAUCCGCAUGGACGCGCACACAGGCGACGCAAUCCGCACGUACCGAUUCAGCAACAUGAAGCAGUGGAACGUGAACUGGGAGGUCCGGCAGGUGAUGGUGGACUUCGACGGCGAAGUGCAGCUGGUGUUCGGCUGCGUCUCCGCCGACUGCAAGGUGGUACACGAGUUCAUCGGAGGCUACAUCUUCCUGUCGAUGCGAGCCAAGGACCAGGAAGACUCGCUCGACCAAGAGCUCUUCUACAAGCUGACAGGCGGUCGGGAGUAAUGGCGCCAGGGAAUGCGUGGCCACACGGGGAAUUGCGGCCGGGACUCCGGUCGGGACCGACGGUGGCCAGACGUGGCACGUGACGUGGCCAGGACUCUGGAGUGGCCAGGACUGUGACCGAAAGAGACCGUGACUUGUGUGAUGCAUCCACCGAUCUUAGGUUUCUAUCACAAAAAUGUGAAAAAAGGUGGGCCAAAAUUACUCUUACGUUGGUAUGUUUUGUUUUGGCCCAAAAGUGUACAUACAUGUUUAAGUAUGCGCUAAGCACGUGCUCCUCGUCCAUCUCCCGUGUGUGCUGCUGGUGGCCGGUGCGUGUUUUAUUUCCGUCGUGCACGACCUCGAUUGUGAGUCAGGGGGUGGCAGCCCGAGGUCAUUCAGUUUUCCAACUCGAUCACAAAACCACACGUUUAGGCAAGAGGCUGCAGCGAGACCUGGCUCGCUCGCCCUCAUCCAGCACCCAGAGAUCGAAGGCGAUUAGCCCCACGUGGGCUGGGCACCUCGUCGCUGCAUCUCUGCACAUCAACUGCAGACGAGGCCUGGACAAGGCCGGAUCAAGUUUGAUGGGGGCCUGGGGCUGUAGUAAUUUAAACAGCCAAACCCCCCCUCCUCUUCGUUUACCCAAUUCCUUCCAUUGACCACCACCCAUGCUCAAUGCCAAAUGCUCCAUCGUAAUUCACCUCUUGUUAUUUCAGCUCGAGCAGUUUAAAUUGUAAUGCUAAAUCAAAAGUUAAAACGAAGAUCGGUCGUGGUACACACAGGGAUGCUAUGGCUUUAAUUGCCAAACUGUACUACAGUUUGUAUCAUGGUGCUGCAGUGUUGCAUUUCAACCGUUAUAGAGCAGCAUGCAUUGUUUCCCUUGGCUUGGAGGUCCCCUCAAAACUCCAAGGCCCCCGGCUGCCGCCCCUAAAGCCCCGUGUGCCAAUCCAGCCCCGGCCCCCGGAGGCAAAGCUGGCGGCGAGGGCUCGGCACGGGCAGCGUCUGCGACUGGAAUUUUUUUUUUAAUAAAUGGGAGGGCAAAAA
Molecule: messenger RNA, 3354 nt
Organism: Petromyzon marinus (sea lamprey)
Lineage: Eukaryota; Metazoa; Chordata; Hyperoartia; Petromyzontiformes; Petromyzontidae
Product: fermitin family homolog 2-like
Biological process (GO): cell-matrix adhesion; integrin-mediated signaling pathway
Cellular component (GO): focal adhesion
Molecular function (GO): integrin binding
Source: RefSeq, a predicted model, not a curated record